AUGGAGGACUUCCAGUACCUUGGUUUUUCACAGUUCAGUGGGAGUGAUUUCACGCAAACUAGAUAUACUGGUCCAACUUUUUAUUUAAGACCAAUUUGUCCAAUUUGCGACUCAUGCUACCGAUAUCUGUUUUGUAGUCAAUGCGUGAAAGGUGGUGAAAUUUAUUCUUCUAAAUCCGAUGGAUCCAUGAGCUAUGUAGCCUUGGCUUGUCAAAUUAAGUUGAAUAACCGGAUAUUGUCUGAGCUUUCGUCAAAAGUGCUCGAGCUGUCUAAUUUGAAGUCAAGUUUGAAUGGGCAUGAUAGUCUAUUUGCACUAAAAGAGGAGAUACGAACUGUUCAAGAGGCUAUUCGGCUCUUGAGGAACUUCAUUUCCGAAAAGCGGUGCAAACUGUCCACACUUCGGGCAAAAAUACGCGCUUGUCGUGACACCAAACGGGAAUUAGGCCAGAAUUUUUCACGUCUACAGGCGCAUAUGAAGUAUGUCGACAAAGUGGUUGAGUCGACGUUUUCUACAUUUACCAAGAUCAGUGCCCAUCUCUAUAAGCUCCGAAAGGAAAGUAUCCGAGAGCUUUUUCAACGCUUUCUGCCUCUCAAGAUCGCGACUUCUCCCACUGAUCUGGAUAAAAUAUUCGGAACUCCAUUGAACAUGGACAGUCGGCUUCUCUCAGUUCCCGAGCCAACCAUCUCUAGUCAUGCUGCCUUAACGCAUAUGCUUUUGGCCCAACGUACAAUGGCUCAAAUCCUUGAUAUCUGGACUCCGCUUGAUACGCAGCGUCUGUUUCGUCUCAAUAUCUUCGAUAAUGACUCCCCCCUCCGAGAUAGCGUCACCCACGUGUACCGCAUAGUGGGUCAAGUCAUUCAACUUAUCUGCGAGGUGAGCGUCCACAUCACCCUCUCCCCCUCCUCGGACCCGCUGAAUUUGCAGGUGGCUCUAUCGACUAAGGAACUCCGGGAGCAAAAUAGGCCUCUCCUCACGCUUCACCUCCUCGCCGAGGCCUUCCAACACGAUCUCAUGAAAUCGCAGUUAUUCGAUGGACCCUACUACCUUCUCCAAGACGAUAUAUUUUCAUCAAUUGGAUACGAGCUUGCCCUCUGUCCUCGAUCCCUGAAAGGCCAAUUUAAUCCCUCAACAGUUCUGAUUCGUCGUGCUAAUGAGGGUCGUGCUCGACCCGGUGCGCCUGCUACCCAGGAGGCGGCAAUCGGAAACCAUGUCAAGCACGACGUUAACGGUGAUGCAUCGGAGCUCACGUUAAUGGAUUGGGAAAUCAUUUCGCGUGAUUCGGGCCGCGCACUUCUGGGUGUCUUUGCACGGAGCACCAUUAUGAGUGCACGUAGGGAAUAUGUUCAGGUCUUUGGUCGGAAGAAGUCUGCUACUGCCGUGGCUUUGUGUAAGGCAGGAAAUGGAGUGAUUCGUGUGAACGGUCGCCCUCUAGCGUUGCUUCAGCCGGAGCCCCUACUUCCCAAGGUUAUGGAACCUAUCAUGCUUAUCGGGCAGGACAGAUUUGAACACUUGGAUAUUAGAAUUCGGGUUAGUGGCGGCGGCCGCGUAGCACAGGUGUAUGCGAUUCGCCAGGCUCUUGCCAAAGCUGUUAUCGCUUAUCAUCAGAAAUUUGUUGAUGAGUUCUCUCGCAAGGCUCUUAAGGAUACUCUUGCAGAGUUUGAUAAGACUCUGGUAGUCGCUGAUCCUCGUCACUGCGAGCCAAAGAAGUUCGGUGGUCCUGGCGCACGCGCCCGCUACCAGAAAUCAUACCGUUAG
This is a messenger RNA of Echinococcus granulosus, 1755 nucleotides long. Its product is annotated as 40S ribosomal protein S16. Gene Ontology annotation, cellular component: cytosolic small ribosomal subunit; ribosome. NCBI's taxonomy places the organism in Eukaryota, Metazoa, Platyhelminthes, Cestoda, Cyclophyllidea, Taeniidae. Gene Ontology annotation, molecular function: RNA binding; structural constituent of ribosome. The record is from RefSeq and is a predicted model, not a curated record. The coding region runs from base 1 to 1755 and encodes 584 amino acids. Gene Ontology annotation, biological process: maturation of SSU-rRNA from tricistronic rRNA transcript (SSU-rRNA, 5.8S rRNA, LSU-rRNA); translation. The transcript is spliced from 10 exons.